AUGAAUGAUGCUGCAAGAACCUCAGUUCUGUCCACCCGGUGGAGAUACCUUUUUGUUCGGCUUCCUGAUGUUGAUCUUACUUUCUCUGGAGCAUAUAUGUGUAAUUUCAUGGAUAAGGUCCUACAUUGUGCUGUCAUGCCAGAAAUAAGCGUGACAUGUUGCUCUUGGCGCUUGGCUGGGUGUCCUUAUGUUAUUGAGUCAAAGAAUCUUGAGUAUUUGGAAUAUCGUGCCCGGCAAACGCAACAAAUUAGUCUAGAUGCCCCAAAUGUUAAGUAUUUGAUCUACAGUAGUCUUGACAGUAUAAACUUGAUUCAAAACUUGAAGUCUCUUGUUGAAGCCAAAAUCAGAGUUCACUGCUCCAGUUAUCCAACUGAAAGAGGCUUCUCAUUGAAUGAUUUGCAUGCUUUUGUUAAUGGACUGGAAAGUGUGAAGUCACUCUAUCUAUAUCAUUCUAGUCUGCAGGCUCUCUACCUUUGUCGUGAGUUGCUGCCGACUUUCAAAAAUUUGACUGAUCUGUCUCUUGAUCCUUCCAAUGAUUUGUUUCUUACGAAUUAUGAUCAUACCUGUUUAUGGAAAGUGUUACCUAGCUUACUGAAAAACGCCCCUAAUCUUGAAGUUCUGAUCUUUGAUCAAGUGUUUAGGAACAGCUUUAGUGCAUCUGAGAAAUUUGAGUGUGUUCUGCCAGAGGCUAUUCCAAUAUGCUCCGUUCACCAUCUUAAGGAGAUGGAAAUCAAAAAAUUCGACGGCGAGGAACAUGAAUUCGAGCUAGUACGGUACUUUUUGAAGAACGGGAUUUCUUUGACAAAGAUGACUCUUUGCGGAGUUGUGAAACCUUCAUCAGAAUGCUGCAGAAGGAUACUGUCAUUCUGGAAAUGCUCUGAGGAUUGCCAAAUUUUGUUCAAAGAACUCGAUUCAAACAGGAUUUGACGAUUGCCAAUAUGAUAGGGUGAUCAUCUCUUGUUAGUUUUGCAUCUAAAUGUCUAAUCAUAUGUUUUGACGCCAUUGUUGAAGCUAUUGGGAUGAAUUGAUUCUUUCUGAAGUUGAUAAUUCAAUUGCAGAAUUUGAAUUUUUUUCUAGUGUACAGGAGAAAGAUAUUUGCACCAA
Messenger RNA from Coffea arabica (coffee), 1104 nucleotides. NCBI's taxonomy places the organism in Eukaryota, Viridiplantae, Streptophyta, Magnoliopsida, Gentianales, Rubiaceae. The record is from RefSeq and is a predicted model, not a curated record.